GCUCUUCCGGGUUCUAUAAAUAGGGGCCUCUGGGUCUCGUAUGGUUCAUACAGCAAUCACCGACAACCAGGGAACUACUCAGAUACCCAAGAAAGUUUUUGGAAUUUCGCUCGCAUUCACUUCGAGACAAGAGAGAAGAGAGCAAGAUGGCAGGUGAAGGGCAAGUGAUUAGCUGCCACACCGUCGAUUCUUGGAACCAGCAGCUCCAGAAAGGAAUUGAGACCAAGAAACUGGUGGUGGUGGAUUUCUCUGCUACAUGGUGCGGUCCGUGUCGUCUCAUUUCCCCAGUUCUGGAGGACCUGGCGAGAAGGCUGACUGAUGUCAUUUUCCUGAAGGUCGAUGUCGACGAAUUAAGGUCUGUUGCUGAGGAUUGGGCUGUGGAGGCGAUGCCCACUUUUAUCUUUAUGAAAGAAGGCGCAAUAGUGGACAAGGUUGUUGGUGCAAAUAAGGAUGAUUUGCAGAUGAAGAUCACGAGACAUGCAACCGCUACUGUGACUGCUUAAUAGUAUAUACCUACUGGGCACGUAGCUUGCGUUGGAUUCGACCAUAACAUAUCAUCGUCCUUUUUAGCCUGUUUGUGUCCAUUUCUAAAGUACAUCAGUGUGCAUGAAGCUCUUGUUGCUUUCUCCGUACUCCUGUAUUGCUUAAGAUGUAAUUCCAGACGCCAGACUACUCUACUUUGUGGUCUUUUCUUGUGCUGUUUAUUUAUAGAGGCAUGUGUGGAGCUAUGUGAACUUAUCAUUGAAGUAAUAAAAGGCAUAUUUCUGCA
Syzygium oleosum is the source of this 769-nucleotide messenger RNA. Its product is annotated as thioredoxin H1. Bases 147 to 503 code for a protein of 118 amino acids. NCBI's taxonomy places the organism in Eukaryota, Viridiplantae, Streptophyta, Magnoliopsida, Myrtales, Myrtaceae. The transcript is spliced from 3 exons. The record is from RefSeq and is a predicted model, not a curated record.